AUGGCAGACGACGUUGAAUCCAAACUGACCGAAAUGAACAUUGAAGCUAAAGAGGAAGAAGAAUCUGAGGAUUUUGUCGAUCCAUGGACUGUUGCUAGUUCGUCGGUUAAAGGCGUUGAUUAUGAUAAACUUAUAGUCAAAUUUGGUUGCAACAAAUUAGACCAAGACUUGCUUGAUCGAAUGGAAAAAAUCAUAGGCAAGCCAGUUCAUCAUUUCCUCAGACGAGGCAUUUUCUUUGCUCAUAGGGAACUGAAAAUGGUUCUUGACAUGUACGAGAGUGGCAAACCAUUCUAUCUAUACACAGGUCGAGGGCCUUCUUCUGAAGCAAUGCAUCUUGGCCAUCUCAUCCCAUUUAUUAUGACCAAAUGGCUCCAGGAUGCAUUUGAUGUACCACUGGUCAUCCAAAUGACUGACGAUGAAAAGUUUCUGUGGAAGGAUUUGACUUCGGAUGAAGCAAGACGAUUGGCUGAUGAAAACAUGAAAGAUAUCAUUGCGAUGGGCUUUGACCCCGAAAAGACUUUUAUAUUCUCAGACUUUGAGCACAUGGGGCAAAGUGAAGCAUUUUACCGUACAGUGGUGAACACCCAAAAGCUAGUCACCUUCAACCAAGUGAAGGGGAUUUUUGGUUUCACUGAGAGUGAUAGCAUUGGUAAAAUUGCCUUCCCAGCUGUCCAGGCUACACCAGCUUUCAGUUGUGCUUUCCCAGAAAUAUUCAAUAAUCGGAAAGAUGUCCCCUGCCUUAUCCCUUGUGCCAUCGACCAGGAUCCUUAUUUCCGGAUGACUCGUGAUGUAGCCCCUCGAAUGGGCGCCUUGAAGCCUUCAACUAUGUACUCUGUAUUCUUUCCUGCUCUACAAGGUUCUCAAAGUAAAAUGAGUGCCAGUGAUCCAAAUUCUUCAAUAUUCCUCACAGACACGAAUGCUCAGAUCAAGAAUAAAAUUAAUAAAUAUGCAUUCUCUGGUGGUGGUGCCACAGUUGAAGAACACAAGGCCAAUGGCGGCGAUUGUGAUAUUGAUGUUUCCUUCCAAUAUCUUCGCUUUUUCUUAGAAGAUGAUGAACGUCUUGAACAGAUCAGAAAGGAUUAUUCAAGUGGUGAAUUGUUAACAGGCUAUCUCAAAAAAGAGUUGAUCGGAAUUCUUCAAAAGAUCGUCUCCGAGCAACAGAAACGCAGAGCAGAAGUGACUGAUGAAACGAUCAAGCUUUUCACUACACCCAGAAAACUCAAAUAUGAUUAUUAA
Acanthosepion pharaonis is the source of this 1236-nucleotide messenger RNA. The record is from the annotation of a GenBank genome assembly. NCBI's taxonomy places the organism in Eukaryota, Metazoa, Mollusca, Cephalopoda, Sepiida, Sepiidae.